AUGAGCAGAGAAAUCCAGAAAUACGUGAAAUCCCAGAAGCACUUGGUGAAACAGAAUGUGAUCUUUAUUGCGGAAUCGGACGCUCGGCUUCGGGCGGAGCACGUUCACUGUGAGCGUCAUGCCCUAGAACCAGCACCGGAGCAGGUACGUCUGAUUCACGUACUUUUAUAUAGCGCCACCAUAUUCUGCAGCGCUGUACAAUAUUAAUGUUAAAUUGUAACAGCGAAUAUGAGACAAAAUCCUGGAAAUGUUACCGGGAGCGAGAUUGAUGCCGGCACUGCUCAAACAAGCUUACAAUCUUAUAGGGUAAUGAGAGAUUGUGUUUACUGAGGUGACUUCCUACCAAUUUCUCAAUAAAUAAAGAUUGCUGGAAGGGCAUGGAGCACGGCGCAGCCAUUCUAUGUGGAAUUCCCUUCCUGUUUGGAGCCUGCUCUCUGUCUGUAUGGCGCUCGCUGUAUGGAGCCUGCUAUCUGUCUGUAUGGUGCUCGCUGUAUGGAGCCUGCUCUCUGUCUGUAUGGCGCUCGCUGUAUGGAGUCUGCUCUCUGUCUGUAUGGUGCUCGGUGUAUGGAGCCUGCUCUCUGUCUGUAUGGCGCUCGGUGUAUGGAGCCGGCUCUCUGUCUGUAUGGUGCUCGGUGUAUGGAGCCUGCUCUGUCUGUAUGGCGCUUGGUUUAUGGAGCCUGCUCUCUGUCUGUAUGGUGCUCGCUGUAUGGAGUCUGCUCUCUGUCUGUAUGGUGCUCAGUGUAUGGAGUCUGCUCUAUGUCUGUAUGGCGCUCGGUGUAUGGAGCCUGCUCUCUGUCUGUAUGGUGCUUGGUGUAUGGAGCCUGCUCUCUGUCUGUAUGGUGCUCGGUGUAUGGAGCCUGCUCUCUGUCUGUAUGGUGCUCAGUGUAUGGAGUCUGCUCUAUGUCUGUAUGGCGCUCGGUGUAUGGAGCCUGCUCUCUGUCUGUAUGGCGCUCGCUGUAUGGAGUCUGCUCUCUGUCUGUAUGGUGCUCGGUGUAUGGAGCCUGCUCUCUGUCUGUAUGGCGCUCGGUGUAUGGAGCCGGCUCUCUGUCUGUAUGGUGCUCGGUGUAUGGAGCCUGCUCUGUCUGUAUGGCGCUUGGUUUAUGGAGCCUGCUCUCUGUCUGUAUGGUGCUCGCUGUAUGGAGUCUGCUCUCUGUCUGUAUGGUGCUCGCUGUAUGGAGUCUGCUCUCUGUCUGUAUGGUGCUCAGUGUAUGGAGUCUGCUCUCUGUCUGUAUGGCGCUCAGUGUAUGUAGCCUGCUCUCUGUCUGUAUGGUGCUCGGUGUAUGGAGCCUGCUCUCUGUCUGUAUGGUGCUCGGUGUAGGGAGUCUGCUCUCUGUCUGUAUGGAGCUCGGUGUAUGGAGUCUGCUCCCUGUCUGUAUGGUGCUCGGUGUAUGGAGCCGGCUCUUUGUCUGUAUGGUGCUCGGUGUAUGGAGCCUGCUCUCUGUCUGUAUGGCGCUCGCUGUAUGAAGCCUGCUCUCUGUCUGUAUGGCGCUCGGUGUAUGGAGCCUUCUCUCUGUCUAUAUGGCGCUCGGUGUAUGGAGUCUGCUUCCUGUCUGUAUGUUGCUCGGUGUAUGGAGCCUGCUCUUUGUCUGUAUGGUGCUCGGUAUAUGGAGCCUGCUCUCUGUCUGUAUGGCACUCAGUGUAUGGAGCCUGCUCUGUCUAUAUGGUGCUCGGUGUAUGGACUCUGCUCUCUGUCUGUAUGGCGCUCGAUGUAUGGAGCCUGCUCUCUGUCUAUAUGGCGCUCGGUGUAUGGAGCUUGCUCUCUGUCUGUAUGGUGCUCGGUGUAUGAAGUCUGCUCCCAGUCUGUAUGGCGCUCGAUGUAUGGAGUCUGCUCCCUGUCUGUAUGGCGCUCGAUGUAUGGAGUCUGCUCCCUGUCUGUAUGGUGCUCGCUGUAUGGAGUCUGCUCUCUGUAUGGCGCUCGGUGUAUGAAGCCUGCUCUCUGUCUGUAUGGCGCUCGGUGUAUGGAGCCUGCUCUGUCUGUAUGGUGCUCGCUGUAUGGAGUCUGCUCUCUGUAUGGCGCUCGGUGUAUGGAGCCUGCUCCCUGUCUGUAUGGUGCUCGCUGUAUGGAGUCUGCUAUCUGUAUGGCGCUCGGUGUAUGGAGCCGGCUCUCUGUCUGUAUGGCGCUCGGUGUAUGGAGCCUGCUCUCUGUCUGUAUGGCACUUAGUGUAUGGAGCCUGCUCUCUAUCUGUAUGGCGCUCACUGAAUGGAGCCUGCUCUCUGUCUGUAUGGCGCUCAGUGUAUGGAGCCUGCUCUCUGUCUGUAUGGCACUCAGUGUAUGGAGCCUGCUCUCUAUCUGUAUGGCGCUCACUGUAUGGAGCCUGCUCUCUGGCUGUAUGGCGCUCGCUGUAUGGAGCCUGCUCUCUGGCUACAUGGAACCUGCUUUCUGUGUGUGUGUGUGUGUGUGUGUGUAUGGCGCUUGCUGUAUAACGUUGGUAGCUGUUCUCAAUGCUCAGUCUCUCCCCUAUUUUUGUUCCAUAUUGUGAAGAAGGCACCGGACACGGAGUCUGACCCCAUCUUAGAUCGAGGUAUUGUACAAGGUGCGUCAGAGAAGAUCCAGGAUCCACGCUUGCUCAGUGAGUAACUGAAUUAAUGUGUCGUCACAUCUCGUCUAAACAAACGAGACAAUCGUCAGUGAGACAUCGAAAUAUAAAUUAGAGCUUUAGAUAUUAUAGACAAACUGUAAACUUGUAACUUAUCUCCUUAAGGGCGGAGUCAAAUGUUGUGAUCAAAACAAAACCUAGAAUUUGCGCUAUAAGUCUGUAGAACUAUAAUUCACUCUUUCAUAUUAAGUGCACCUCACCACUUAUUAUAUUACAUUUUGUUCAUGAGAAACAAGGCUUUCCUUUCACAUCACGUAUUUGUAUAUCAAAUAUAAUUAAUAUGAACAAAUUCUAAUAAGGUGUGAGAAAUUAAGAAAUGUAUUUAUGACAUUUUAGCUGUGAAUGUCAUAAUACUGUUAGCUUUUACUCCAAUUAAAUACACGUAUUUGUGUUCAGCGAUGUCUCACGAGUACACUACCCCCAAUGUAAAGGUUUUAUGGGGUUUUGGAAACUUAUUGGGUCAAAUAUAAGGCUUGUCCAUUUACGGUAUUAUACAUUAAAAUUAGCAAUAUUGGUUUGUUGGCCCUUUGUUGCCUUUGAGAACGUUUGACAGCCCCCAGGAAUGAGAGUUACCACCCAUAAAGGCAUACCAUUUGCAAAAGUAUACAACCCAAGGUAUUCAAAAUGGGGGUAUGUCCAGUCUUUUUUAGUAGCCACACAAACUCUGUCUAAAGUUAGCAUUCAUGUUUAUUAUUUUGAAUUUUUCACAAAAAAUGCCUUUUCACCAAUUAUAUCUUCAGCAUUAUAAGUUUUACUGCUCUAAAGCACUCAUAUUUGUGUUCAGCGAUGUCUCAUGAGCACAACAGCACUCCUAUGUCCAGGUUUUAUGGUGUUUUGGUAAGUUACAGGGUCAAAUAUAGAGCUUGCCAUUUCAGUUGUUGCACAUUGAAAUGUGUCUCCCAAAUAUAACAGUGCCCCCAGGUACCAUUAUUUUUGAUAAUGUUUUUUUUUUUUUGGUAAGUGAAAACUACCCCCAUUGUGAUGGAGACCCUUACAUUAUAAAUGUGUUGUUAUUGGUUUGGAAGUUUGUGUCCCUGUCCCCAACAAGGUCCAUGUGGGCUUGGGGACUUGCAUAUUGGAGAGAAAGAACUUCUGUGUCUGCUGUUCCAGCUUGCAGGAGAUUUAACGGGGAAAGCCCUUGUAAGGAUUAGAGCUCCCAGGACUGAGUGUCGUCCAGUGCCUGGGGGUGUCCAGGGCCCCAGUCAAGCCACAGCGACUGAGGGCAAGAGUGCUGAGGUUUGUCCCCUAUUAGAGCUAGGAAGCGGUCCUUGGCAGAGGUACCCAGCCAGGGGUACAGGGAGCUCUGUCACACCCAUGAUGGCACAUCAUUUUUUAAUAGUAGGCAACCCAGAAUAUUCCAAAUUGAGCAAUUUGAGAUGUUUGGUCUAGCCACUUUAACAGAAAUGCUGUCCCUAUGUAACGAUUUAUACUUUUAUUUGUGUUUUUUCACACACAUGACUUCACACAAUUUUACAGGAAAUGUGAUCAUUCUGAUAUGAUUAAGUGCAAUAAAACCUCAGUAUUAUGAUUUGGCAUUGUCUCCUGAAUAUAAUAGUACCCCCAUGUACUGGUUUUGCAGGUUUGUAUCAUUACUAUAUUUCAUUAUAUCACAUGAAUAUAACAUUAUCCCCUGUCCCAUUCUUCACCUCACUAUUAUCUGAGGAGAGAGAGAGAUACUGCAUUAACCCAAUUAUCUCUGAUAGUUACUGUGUGAAAACUUUUAAAAAGGCAGUUUUUAUUAACCCUUUCAGAGCCGAUCACAGCAUUAACCCUGUGGUUAGAGUUUUUUGGUAAGCCAUAUGGUGGAAUAUAUUAGAUGCCCUUUUCAACUUGUAAAAUUGAUAAAGUGAUUUUCUGUUGUCUCUGAGAGAGCAUUGCCCCCCGAAUGGCAUACCACUUUAACAAGUACAGAGUUGUUUGGUGUAGCCACUUUAGAAUGGGGUGCCACAUUUUCUUUCUGUUCUAAUGGGACCCCGGAUGUGCAGAGAGAUACUGUCUGGCAAACAAAUUAUCAGCUCAAAUAUGUCGUCCGACUUAAAGAUUGGCUCACAGUGGUACACUGUAACUUGAUGCCAGGUGUAGCAGUGAAUGCGGGUAUGUCCGUUUUCCCCUGGCACUUGGCUUCCUAAACACCCUCUCGUAGAUGGGGGGGGUGGGAGGGGAGGGCAUUAUCACGUGAGGACUCACUCAUGGGCUCAGUGUCAGAGACAGUGAUAGUGUCAGAGGCAGUGAUAGUGUCGCUGUCACUGUCUGCCAGAAUGACGAACGCUUCCUCCACGGUAUAGCAACUUGCCAUUCUAGGGGGAUUCAUUCUAAAAACUAAGGCGCUAAUAUAUUUUAUUUCCUACCCACACAGCCAUCCACAAAAACCCAAACCCCCAAAAACAAUUCAAUCAAAGUACGAAUCUCAGUUUAAACAGCUGCGACCUGUACUUAAAGGGUUCUUGUAACAAAGAGGACAGCUUAACCGGCAUAUGGAGACUGUGGAUUACUAUUCAGUUCUGGACAUUGGAAGCAUUCACCAUACGAAUGCUUGCUACCAAAUAACAGGCCACCUUGAUUCCUAAUUAUGACCCAUUUACCUCCCUGCUCUAUAGGGAUUUUCGUACAAAGAAACGCACGAACGCUAUACGAACUGUAUGGGUGGCCGCCAUUUCGGGACUUCCACGUGUUCACGGCCAUUUUAACUCCCAAACAGCGGUGUUUUGCCGUCGAGUGUCUGGAACUAAAAUCGGACACUCGAAUAGGCGAACACCGCUGAGACCUCCAUAACUUCGGGAAAUCGGUAGUUCAGUAGAAAGACUUAACAGCUUUUGGGGAUUCCAGCGAACAUGAGAUUAUAUACGGAUGGCUAGCCGUUCGGGACUUUUUACGCACAAACUAAGACCGACUGCAGGGCCAGGAUUCAUGGAACUGCUUUCGGCUAUUUUGCCAGUGCGGUCAGUCAAAACUUUCAAGCCCCAUAUCUCCCGAACGGCUGAAUUUUGGAUAUAUUGGCCCACCAGAACAGAGCUAUCUGGGGACAUCGGAUUUAUGCCUGUACCCCAAGUAUUUGGGGUACAUCCAAACUUUGGGGAAAAAUAUGUUCAUUUUAAUUAUGUUAUGUGGUUAUCUAAGGGGAGGAGAUGUACAGGAUGUAUAUUGUGUUUAUUGGCUGUACUGUUAAUUAUGUGGGUGUCUCCCUUGCAUGGGCAGAAUCACAUAAAAGAGAGUGUCUGUCAUUAAAGCUUUAGUUCUUCUUGACCAUUCAAAACGUAGCCCCGUCUCGUUCUUGAAAGGGGAAUUUUGCAGCAUAAUCACUAAGCUCUUUUCAGAGCUGUACCUGACUUCUACCUUGGAUCCAGCAGAGGGGAAUAAGCAGCUCCAUCACUACACAGCGAUUUGCCGGGAAGAAAAGGAUGUCCCCAACGGCUGAUACCCUCACUCCAGCUGGGUAGCCGUUACAGUUAUUUUUUAUUUCUUUAUAAAAAUAACCCAAAAUAAAAUGUCAGCCUGGUCAGAAAGCCCUCAGAUCACAGUGAUCACUGAUACGGUACUGUACAGCAGAGAUGGGUUACAGUACAGUGAUCACACAGCAGGGAUGGGGUUAAAAAAGAUUCAAAUUGCUGCAGCUGAUCAAAAGGUUAAAAAAAAGUUGUUGUUUUUUUUAUCCUAAAAGAAAAUUAAGAAUAUAGAAAAGUACUCCAUAACCUAAUCAGGCUGAUCACAGGGUUAAUGCUGUGAUCAGAAUCAAAGGGUUAAAAAAAAUCGCAAAAAAGCAAAUUCCUUUAAAAAUAUACCGCCUCCACAUAAUCAGGUGAAACCUGCUCUGCAUUACUAGGGGGAGGCGUAGAGCCACUGACUCGGAGGGGGCCGUCUUUCAACCCCCACUAAAUUUUUGGGUCUACACCUAGCCAGUCACAGCCGUUGACAACCAGGCGCAUUGAACAUAGACCGAUCGAACGACCCAAUUCCCGCACACACGUCAGAACGACUCCUCCCCUUUGACAUCUUAUAGGCACUUAAACACCAAACAGACAAGACUGAACCUGCCCUGACGGUAUGGGCGUCCAACGUUCCCCGAUGGGACUAACAGACGCAGUAUACCCUCUCUGUGGAACUGCCAUAGCAAGGAACACAGCCCGCUAUCCGAGGCACACUGAGCUCAAUAACCUGACACAUUAUCUGGUUCAGAGAUGUCAUGCUUGUUAUUGUGUAUAUUUCUCAAUUAUCUCGGCUAGGAUUGGAAUGAUGAUACACAAAAUACAGAUAAAGAUUGUCAAAGGGAAGGGAAAAGGAAAAAAGAAUAAUAUAUGCAUACUCUAGGCCCUGGUUCACCACACCGUGAUAUGCCAUCACUCACAUAUGUUAGUGUAGAUAUGUUUGUGCUAACGCUUACCUCCUGGACCGACUUUUCUAAUUAUUAUUUUAUUCUUUAUAUAGCGCCCUCAGAUUCCAUAGCGCUGUACAAUGGAUGGACUAACAGACAUGUAAUUGUAACCAGACAACUGGACGUACAGGACCAGAGAGAGAUAUCAGCCCGUCCUUACGAGCACGUUGUCUUGGUGUUACCGUUGAAGCAUCGAGAAGCAUUACACAAGAUGCUACUAAAGAGCUUGUCCAUGCUCUAGUAAUCUCUCCUAAUUGAUCUUCCCAAUAGCCGUAUUGCCCCGCUACAGUCUGUAAUGGUGGAUUGAAUGAAUCUCAAAUAAUGAGAGAGAAAGAGAAGGGCUGUGGGUAGAGGUUUGAAGGAGCAGCGAGGUGAGAGCAGAAACCCUACACCACCACCUUUAUUUUCAGAGUUUCUUGGGUUGUGGGUAAGUUGAAGACCAGAGGGAGCGAGCCAUGUUUCGGUUAAUGAUGGUAAUUGUAGGGAACGAGAGAUGAAAAGAUCAUGCACAGCUGUGGAUUUAGUAACACUGCAAACAGAGUGUGCAUACCAGAGGGCAGUAUUGAAGGAGGAUAAUACCUGAUGUGACGAAGUGCCCUUCGCCACUCGUGCCUGGAGAGGACUGCUUGCCCGCCCCUGGGAUGUAUUGCCCUUUAAAGACAUGAUUUGGGCAUAAUGGAUUUGUGUUGUGCUGCUGCUGGCCCUUUAAGAACCAUCUGGGGACAUACUGUGGAGUUACUGGGUGGCCACCAUUUCCUGUAUCAGAAGCACAUGGUGAGAACAAUGGAUGGCGGCCAUUUUAACUCACAGACACUGUUUGGACUUUUCAACACGGUGCCAUCUCGCCAGUAUUUGGUGCACAGAGACAUCGUGCAGUGGUUUUGGACUAUACAGCAGGGGACACAUUAUAAAGUGAUUGUUUUUCAUUUAGCCUGUAUAUGUUCUGCAGAAUCUGCAUUAAACUGUAUUUUCCAAAGUACUGAACGGAUCUGGGUGAAUUUUGGAUAUGUGGUUCACCCAGAUCCCCCGGUUCCAAGGAUAUACUUUUUAUGGGGUUAUUGCAUGUUUUGGGGUCCCUGUGUGUUUUAUGAAACUGUAUUAUUUCUGGCCAGCAGAUAAUUGAGCUUUGUGUAUUGUAGAAACUCAAUUAUCUAGCCUGGCCCAGAGGAGGAGUUUUGUGUUGCAUAAAUUGUGAGUUCUGUGUGCCAGUAAAUCAGUCUUGUUCCAGCAUUAAGCCUUGGCUCAUGUUUGGGGGAAGGGAUACCUACACUCUGGGGAUUGCUAUAAUCACUUACUCCCCAGAGGAAGCUCUUGCAAUAGCUUGAUUUGUUCCUGUUCCUGCUCUCUGGGGAAAGAGAGGUUCACCCACUGGAAACUGGAUCCUGGCCUUGGGUCCAGGGUGGGUGGAAACAGCAGAGACCCCGGCGCAGUUACAUCACUGGAAGUGGGAUCUGCAGUGCUGAUGGUGUGGGUUGGAGUGCUUGGAGUCCUCAGCGAGCAGUAGGAGCAUCGAUUGGCGGAGGUACUCAGUCGGAGUGCCAGCGUUCCGUCACACCUGAAAUACAGUUUUCUGUUCAGUAUAGACCGGUUAACCUAACUAGUUUAACUUUAUCUUUACUUCUAUUCUGUAACUCACAAAAAGGAGGUAUGUUUAGCCAAUGUAUAUUUCUGCACGAGGUAGAAUUCUCUUUUAUGCCUCGUUACAUUAAUUCACUGUACUCUUGCAUUUACAACAAUAAAAAAACAGAUUGACAAAAAAAACACAAUUCCUUUUAAAAACAUUUUUACAUAGUAAGUCCGUGAUCUCUUUGCCCUCUCCCUCAGAUCAAGGUAGGGGCAGAGAGAAUGUGUCAGCUAAUGUUACAAAUCAUUGGCUGACACGUUGUAAUAGUGAUCGCACUGAUAUCACAUGCUGCAGAUUGCCAGGCAGGUCCCCCCACCAAGAUCUGCAGCAGGCCAAAGGCGGCACACACUGGCGUUUAGGACUGGCUCUUUAAAGACGGCAUAGCAUGCCCACUGUCCUUAAGGGGUUAAAGGAAGAUAAAUAAAAUAUUGCAAUUGUGCACACACGUCUUUUUAUUUUUUUUAGGUAUCCCUGAAAUUCAGAGAGUUUAAUAAGUAAUAGGAUGUGGGGAUAUGGUGGACUAUUUGCCAUGAUGCUGUGGGUUUGAUAAAACGAGGCACUCCUCGAGUGAUUAAAUACUUUGUUUCGCAGGUCGUCCAGUGGUUAUACUGCAGAGGUUAAAGAUCAGUCCAAGGGAUCACAAUCACAAGACGUCACAUAGCGAGAAGAUCAAAAAAUCCCAAAUAAUCCGGCUUCAGAUCAGUGAGUGCCUGAUAAUGUAUCAGAGGAUGGGUGCCGACUGUCUGUAGGCUUUAUUUAUUAGCGUUAUGUAAAGGGACUUUAUCUCAUUGAAGUAGUUAUAGUGUCUGGUGUUCCUUGUUAAAUAAUUUCUGGUUUAACGCUAAAUUAAUGUCUCCUGCAAACUUGCCCCUAUAAGCAGUGUCAUUUAUCCAUUCCUCAAAUGUUUAUAAUGCUAUGUUUAAUAUUUAGAAUAUUGGCGCAGUCCAUAUCACCAGUAGUCCGUGCUGUACGUAUCAUAAUUGGGAUUGAAUAGUAUAUCAACGAGAGACUUACACUUAAACCAGCAACAGGGUCAUCGAGUCUAGAACGAAGCACACAGGCCCAAUCCUGCUUAAUCUUUCAUUGAAAGUAAUUCACAUUUCUGUCUACCAGGAAAAAAUAUAAAUAUUAAAUGUGGAGUUUAACCCCCUAAUCCCUUGGCUGCAGUACAGUAUCAACAAUUAGCCAUAUCCGCUUCUAAUCUGUGAUAUUCAGAGAGAAACCUUUAUUUUAGGAACGGUUCUUGUCAAAUUGUGGAUGAAAAAAGCCACGUGGGAAUCCAAAGCCGUCAUCUUUGCGAGGUGACUAGUUCAGGCCCAAUUCUCCGAGGACACAUGAAAUCUGAGUUAAAUUGUGUUAUUUUUCUAUAUAUUGGGAUCUUGUGGGUAUGUCUUUAGUAGGUUUCAGCAUUUUACUUACAUUGUUUGGAAACAAAUUGUCUGUCCAGCUUCGUGGAAUUAAUGUCUAAUUUUUUUACUUUUGUUUUUUCAGACACGGGAUCUGAGGGCAAGCAGAGCCUUGUCUGCACUGGAUAUAGUCUAGUUCCUUACGGAUCAGCUAUAAAGACCACAAAUAAAACCAUAAAAGGGGUUUUUAAUCCAAGUUGUGAGGUGGAAUGUGGACGGAGAUUAUACCAGGAAGCCCAGCUUGGAUCUCACUGGAAAUCUGAUUUGGACAAACGAACUUCAGCUCUCCCUGAUCUCUGUAAAAGCCCCACCCCAAAGGGGACAUUAAACGUCAGUUCAAGAACACAACGGAUACCCAGACUGCUUGAAUGUGCUGAAUGCGGAAGAAAGUUUGUUUUCAGAUACAAUUUAAAGUAUCAUAUGAGAUCUCAUACUGGGGAAACAAACCAUGUAACGUACACAAAAUCCACUCAGCCCAGGAAAUGUAUAAAGAGUACGACGAGGAAAACCCACCACAGAACUGUUAAACCAUUUGUAUGUACAAAGUGCGAGAGACGAUUCCACCACAUGGUGACCCUUCGAACGCACCAGCGAAUCCACGCAGGGAGAAUCUUUACCUGCACUAAAUGUGCAAAAUGUUUCUCACACAGGGUGAUUCUUUUGGCUCAUCAAUGGCUUCACACCGGUAAAAAGCCUUUUUACUGCACUCAGUGCAAUAAAAGCUUCUUACACACGAGUUUUCUCCAGAAACAUCUAAAAGUCCACACAAGGAAGAGGCCUUUCAUCUGCUCAGAAUGUGGUAAACGGUUUAGUAGGAAAACUCGAUACACUGAACACAUGUUGUGUCACACUGGGAAGAAGACUUAUUCCUGUACAGAGUGUGGGAAGUCCUUCAACAAUGAGAAAGCACUUUUCAUCCACCUACGGUUUCACUCUAAGGGGACACCAUAUCUCUGUACUAUGUGUGGGAAACACUUUACCCAGUUUGGAAAUUACAUUUUACACUGCUCACAGCACUCCACGAAGAAACCAUUCUCCUGCUCGAAGUGUGAGGAGGAAUUUGCCACCAAACUUGAACUUCGAAGACACCGUUCUGUCCACACCAGGGAGAAACCAUUUGUGUGCACUGAGUGUGGCCAACAGUUUGCACUACACGAGAAUUUUUUAUCUCAUGAGCUACUUCACACAAAAGAGAAACCCUUUACCUGCACAGAUUGUGGAAAAUGCUUCCGAAAGAAAUUCGAUCUUCAAUCCCACCAUCUGAAUCACACCAAGAUUAAGUAUUUUGAGUGCACUGAGUGUGGGAGAAGGUUUAAUUCGACAAACAGCCUUCUUCGACACCAGUUAAUUCACACCGGUGAAAGGCCCUAUAUCUGUACCGAAUGUGGGGAACGUUUCAUACGGAAGAGGAGUCUGGAUGCUCACAUUCAGAUUCACACGGGACUGCCCCGUAAGGAAAAUGUUCUUCUCAACCUUCAGCAGGUCAACGCUGACCUUGGCACUACCUUUCAGACUCACAAAGUCGAGUCCUUUACUUGUACUCAGUGUGGGAGAAGCUUCAGUCGCAGACCCCUCCUCCGUCUCCACCAGUUAAUACACACCAGGACGAGGCACUAUGUUUGUAAGGAAUGUGGUAAGAGGUACAGACAGAAGAAGAGCCUUGAUGCUCACAUACAGGUUCACACAAGAAAAGCACAGUUUUCACGUGGAAAGUGUGAUAAAAAGAUCUUACCAAUCAGGGAUCUACACAGCCUACAAAAUGUCCAAACAUGGGUGAAGCCUUUGGCCUGGAACAAUGGUUAA
This is a messenger RNA of Pelobates cultripes (western spadefoot toad), 11799 nucleotides long. NCBI's taxonomy places the organism in Eukaryota, Metazoa, Chordata, Amphibia, Anura, Pelobatidae. The record is from the annotation of a GenBank genome assembly.